GAGGCGCGGGCGGAUGCCAAACCGGCGGCGGGACCGGCGUUUGAGACCCUGGGCUGGCCUUGGGGACCGAAUGGGGAAACGGGGGCUACUUUAGAUGGUCGUUGAAACUGUGACAAGCCGCCCAGAAUCGGUGCUGCGUUUCUUUUCCUGACUGCAAGCUGCUUUAAAAUGCCUUUACAUAUAAUGAUUUCCUCUUGCUAACCAGCCCUGGGACCUUAGGAAUGAUAGAAUUGUAGAGCCGGAAAGGGGUCCCUAGGGUCAUCUAGUCCAACCCCCUGCCAUGCAGGAAUCUCAACAAAUUGCGAAGGGUGUGUAGUUAAUAAUUAUAACAGGUGGGACCCUGUACUUCUGCCCUAAAGUCCUGCCUUGUUGGCACCACCAGGUAUGGUCGCUGAAGUUGCAUCUGCAUGACUAGGACUGUGGCAGCAUCCUGUGGGGGCUUGAACCUGGUAACAGAGGGACUUGGCGUAUCCCCCUGAUGGCAGCCAGAGUCUGAAGGGGCCACUCCUCAACAGCCUUGGUGUGGGUCUCUAGGUCGAGGGGCAGUGUUGCCCAGUCUUAACUCCUCACAGGAUAACAGACAGAAGCCCUCCCUCUUGGUGAUAAUUUCCCCUUUCCAAUGGGAUCCCAGCUGCUGCUAUAGCAGGUUUUCCUCUCUAAAGCCAGGAUGGGGGAAACUGUGGCACUCUGGAUGUUGUUGAGUUGACAAUCAAGAAUAAUUAGAGUUGUUGUCUAGCGACACGUGGAGGCCUGUGGAUUCCUUGGCCUUAUUCUGAGGAAGGCCUGUGUCAUGUAGUGACAGGGGAGACCCAGGUUCAACCCACUUCCCUCCAGUCAUUUGUGAAGCCCACUCUGUAGGCUGUUCAUAUCCUAAUCCACCUCACAGGGUUGUUGUGAUGGUAAAAUGCACAUGGGGUUAGAGUGGGAACAACUAGAGUACAUAUAUUUGCCCUGGCCUCUUGGGAGGUUAUUGUGCUGAUUACUGCCAGAGUGGGUGUGAAAGCUGAUUAAAUUGCAGCAGGACAUUUCAGAAAUUAUCCCUUUGGGGUUUGGGAACAUUUGUUUGCACUGCCUGGUGUAGCAGGAUAGUUAAAAUAAAUAAACAAAAAACCUGUUUUGCUGAUGAGAGAAUUAUAGUUGAGAGACUACUUGCUCGAUGUCACUCAAUUGGUGAGCCAAUCGAUUCAGGCUCAAUUCUCAAAGGCCUUCUCUGUGUUGGCACCCUGUUUACAGGGUGCAUUCCUUUCAGUGGUACGGUUGCUGCUGAUUCUUUUUCUUUGGGCACCAACUUAAGGCGGAUCUAUCUACUCAGGCUUUUGGAGGAUGCUAAUUCAGCCAGCCUUGUAACAGAAAUAAGGAGUUGUGCUGCAGUCUUAACGAUUCUUAAUGUUUGUUGUAUUCUGCUUACAAUAUUUUAUCCGCUCUGUUGUUUUUGUGACAUGGAAUGAUUGUUUGUGGUUGUCCUGGGGUCAUGAAUGAUGAGGGGUGGGUCAGAAAUAUUGUAAAUAAUAAUCAAAGCGAAAGGCUGGAUCCUAACCCUUUUCACUCUUAUAAAGCUAGGGCAUUAUGAGGAUGGACAGGCUGCAAGAAUGAGUUCAGUUUUUGGAGAUGAGCUGAUGCCUGGACUCGGGUGCUUCUGCAAGAUAGCAAGGAACACGUCUAAAAAUAUUUCGAUCUGGUGGCCUUUUUGGAUGCUUGAGCUAUUGCUAAAAAGUUCCUUUUAACUCUGGAAUUAAAGCCUUGAUGCUUCCUGUCAAUGCCCAACUCUCCUCCAGGUUUAAGAGUGAUGCCUACUGUCCGGAGACACACAUCCCAGUUGCUAAAAUUGCAUCAUACGGCCGUGUUGGGCAGGGAGAGGUUGAGUGGCAGAUUUGGAAGCCGUGGUGGCUUGCCAUUUCUCCAUACACAAUCCUGGCUUUGUUGCUGCUGAGUUGAAGAACUAAACUGACGAGGAAGCUUCUGCCCCGUUUCUGAUUCCCAAGAGCCCAACAGGGAAGGUCACGGGAGACGAGUGAGGCGUGUUUUGCAGCAGACACAUGUGGGCUUGUGUGUGUUAAUGAUUCCCAGGUGGAAGUUUUGUAAGCCUGCACGAAACCAAUGCAUGAGAAAGCAGGGCUCAUGCACAGCCUGGACAAACUGGAGGCAUUACACAAGGAAAAGAGCUUGGAUUCUCCAAAUGGCAGCCUGCACCUGAGUGAUGCCAUAAAGGAGGAGGAGUUAAAGAAAUGCCGCAGCGAAGUCACGCCUCCAAAUAAAUACAACUCUCAGUACCACAAGUUGUUCAAGGACAUCCCUACCGAGGAGAGUGUGCUGAAAGUCUGCUCCUGUGCUCUCCAGAGAGACAUCCUUAUCCAAGGCCGCCUCUACAUCUCCCCAAACUGGCUCUGUUUCUAUGCAAACCUUUUUGGGAAGGAUAUCAAGGUUGUCAUUCCUGUUGUCUCUGUCCAACUGAUAAAAAAGCACAAAACAGCUCGCCUGUUGCCAAAUGGACUUGCUAUCACCACCAAUGCCAGCCGAAAGUACAUCUUCGUGUCCCUGAUCUCUAGAGACAGUGUGUACGAUGUGCUGCGGAGAGUCUGCACCCACUUGCAGGUCUCAAGCAAAAAGAGCCUGAGCUUGAAGGAACUGACUGAAGAACCUGACACCGUUUCACUGGAGGUGAUUGUCCCAGAAGUGAAGUGGAGGAAGGGCUCGCCGGCUUCGUUGUCCCUGGCCCUCCCAGAUGCAGGCUUCCAGUGCAUCCACCGGGCAUCUAUCAGCAGCCUCAGCACAAAGGAGAGCUCUUGUAACUCAGAGGAGCCCCUAGUAUCAGAAAGUGCAAUAAACACUGAAGAGGAGUUGGAGGUGGAGCAGAGCUACCAAGCAGAGUUGAGGCCAUCUGAUUACCAGCUGCUGAAAAUCUUCAUUGUCUUGAUCUGCCUCCUGGUGGUGUCCUCCUCCUACCUGGCUUUUCGCAUCUUCCGCCUGGAGCAGCAGCUCUGCUCUUUGAACCGGGACUAUCUCUCACGUGUGCCCCGGAGGUGACUGUGGGCUCAAUAAAGACAACAAUGGAGAAAACAGCACCCGCAAACAUAGAUCUGUGCUGCGUCCAAGGAGUUAACACAACUGCUGUGAAGCCACAGCAAAUGAGCCCCAUGCUCUUCCUCUGUGCUCCUCCUGGACCAAAGCUCUCUGCUUCUGGUGGCGAAAUCUAGAAGUGCUUUCUUGCUGUCAGCAACCCAUUGGGAUGCUUGGCCAACAGUAGCCAAUGCAGCAGCCUCCAGAUGUUGUUGGGCGAUGACGUCCAUUGUCCCUGGCUGUUGGCGGGAGUCCAGCAACAUCUAGAGGGGACUGUGCUGGCUGCCAAACAGGCUGUACAUGGGUAGCAGUGGUGCUUGUGAGAGUUGCCAAGGGUUGCCAGUGUGAUAGUGUCUUCAUUGAUGAUGUCUCUGGCCGUACCUUCCAAAGGCUCUUCAGCCACUGAAUACGUUGGGACGCUUGCUCUCUAGAGUGGCAAGAAAAUUUGGAACUGCAGGACUUCCUCUGAGGCUCCCCUCUGUAUUUCAGAACUGCAAUGUCUUCCUGGGGCUUUGCUCCAGAAGGGCUGACUGUUACCACCAGCAAACUGUUGUGGCUGGUCCUCUGUCACAUCCUAAUGCAUCCUAGCAAGGUCUGGAGAAGUAGCUGGACUCUGGACUGCUGCUAGUUCUCGCUGCUUUCUUUCCCCUGCAGGAAAGGGGCAGCGGGAGAAAGUUGGUGUUGGAUUUUUUUUGCUGCAGCGGAAAGCUCUGCCUUGGAAGGAAGACGGACGUAUCCUUUGCCCAGGGCAGUGAAAUCAUCUCCAUUAGAAUCCAUCUUCUUGCACUAACAGGAUUCCUGUCGUCCAGGGGAUGCUGCUGGAGCAAUUCUGGUGGCCCUGCAAAAUUACUGUAACCGCUGCAGCAACGUUCAGCUAAGGGAACCUGCAAACUGCCAGGCAGGCCCUGAACACUCAUGGAAAGACGCCAUGGGUAUGCACUUUCUGGGGACAGAUAUGACUUAGGGGUGCAUGUGGCCCUCGAAGCACUUUACAUGGGUCUGCCCCACUUAACCCAAGGGCUUUGCAGCUUGGCACGGACACGAGGAAGCAGAGACAGGGGGCUUGGCUGGGGUAAAGCAAGCUGAUUGCUCCAUUUCUUUGUCGCAGGGGAGGUUUGUGGUCCUUUGCACAUGCGCCAGCUCUCUCCUCGGAAGCAGGUAGAGCCAAGGCCAUGCCCCCUUCCAUCGUUCUGCAGCACAACAAAAGGCAGCUCUCUGAACUCCAAGCCCUUGAGAGGCCAAUUCAUAUGCAGGCUUGGAGUCAGCCAUCUGCAUCCCUAGCCAUGGAAGCCUUGAAUGGCUUGUUUAGAUGACUUGGGCUGUGAUUGGGGGCAGGGGGAGAGGGUUUGUCUGCUCCCAUCACUGCUACUGCCCUGGACAAACUGGGAGAGUUGGCCAAGGGUAGCAUCAUGGAGGCAGAACACCCAGGGAGCAGUUAAGAACAUCGGAAGAACCCUGAUGGGUAACUGUGAGAAGCCCCAUUGGAUCACCGAGAAGCCAGGAUCCUGGCCCAUGAGAGUGAGGACCAUGCUGAAGAAGCUGGUUGUCUUCGCAAGCAAAGUUCUCCCAAGAUGGACAUGAGGCCACGUGAAUGAACGCCUCUGUAGCACAGACUGAAUGAAUGAACGAGUGUAUGAGCUAGUGUGUGGCCUUCAAAUACAGAGCAAGCAGACCACUUUGGGAACGGUCCCGUUCAGGAGGAAGUGGGCCCUAGCUGUGGGACGUUAAGGGACCUGGGAUCCUCUUGGGGUUUAAAGGCAUAGCUUUUCAAACUUCCUGCUUUCUGGGAACCCUUUCCUUGUGGUCUGGUCUGCCGGGAAAGUUCCUUCACAUCUUCCAGUAGACCACCUUGAGUGUCGUGUAAAGAUUUCAGCGCAUGUUCCUGGGUAUAAAGUCAUCUUGGGUGACAUGUCCUGGUCUCGGGGCUCAGGAUUGUGUGUGGCAACCGUGCAGCAAGCCAAAGGAGCUGCUUGGGUAGGGGGCAGAAUUUAGCUGGGGGUGGGGUAGAUGGAGGCAGGCUGGCGUGUUGGCCCUUUGUGUUUGGUGCUCCACUAGCAAUGUCUUGGAAUUGCACCCAGGAAAUUGCACCCACGUGCCAGCAUCUUGCAGGGAAAGGAGGGCUUGUCUGCCCUCUAGGGGCAGCCCUCUAGGGACGCUUGUCUGCCAUUCUUGGUCGUCUUAUUGAGGGAACGCCUGGGUCUCUCAGCACACAGUUUGAAGAACAUUGCAUUAAAGGAACAUGUUCUUAUACGGUUCCAGAUUUGAAGGGGCUGCAUUCUGAUGGGAGCCCCCCCCCCCACAUCCGACAGGGGGACUACUGGCAGUCCUAGGCCACAUCCGCACCAAAUACUUAACUAUGAUAGCAGUUGUGGCUCCCCCCAAAGAAUCCUGGGAACUGUAGUUCGAGCACUAGAAUAGGACUAAGGCCCCUCCUUCCUCUCAUAGAGUUACUGUUCUUAAGAGCUGUUUAACAAUCCCUUCCCCCUAGGAAUUCUGAGUAAUUGUAACUAGGUGAGGGGAACAGGGGUCUCCUGACAACUCUCGGCACCCUUAACCAACCACAGUUCCCACGUUCCGUUGGAGAGGAAUCCUAUAAAGUGGUAUGAAAGGGCUUUACAUGUGUGGUGCGGAUGUAAAGGGCCCGAAUGGGUUCAUCUGGCGGUGCUUGGAUCAGUGACAGAGGCUGGGUCGGUGCCUCUGGAAGAUGCUGUCGAAAUUUCCCAGAAUGCCCUGGGGUGACACCGUUGUGGGUAUUUUCAUGAGUGUGUCUGUGGGAAAUGGAAGCUUUCAUAUAGUGCUGACCUGAUGACUAGGGAUUUUUUUGGUAUUGUAAUUUCUGCAGCUCCAGGACUGCUUGAAUGAGCAAGAAUGGAGGGUUCAGGAGGCCCAGUGGGUCUGGCUGUGGCAUGUCGUUUCGAAGAAGCACACCCCACCUGUGUUCUGCUCUUCUUUCCCUGCUCCCAGUGCCAGAAGUUUACUGGGCUGCUGGACAGCCAGUUGGCUUCUUUCUUAGCAAUAAUGUCUCAGGUGUUCCUCUUCUUUUUAAUCAGAUCUCCCAUCUCAUGGGAGGUAAAUGUAAUAUUUGUGCUCAUUAUGAUGAUUACUAUUUUGGAAGGAGCUGCUAAGACAAAGCCCUUUUGUUUGCUGGAGAGUUGUCUUGGCUGUGGGGUCCUGGUGCUCUCGGCAGUGGGUACCACAAGGUGUGUUUGUGUGUCCAGGGUCUGAGGGGCAGGUGGAGGCAAGCAGGCCCAGGAAGUGCCAAGAAAACCCGAUUUCUAGCAAGGCAGUUGUGUGCUGCAUUUUCUAUCACUCCCUGCAAGUCUGUGCUCGAGCAUAAUGGUUCAGAGCAUGAGCUAUGAGCCAGAAGGUCCCAGUUCAAAUCUCAGCUGAGCUACGAAUUUGCUGGCUGGCCUUUGGUGAGCUGCUGUCUCUCAGUUCUUGGGAGCCCUCUUUCUUUUCUCUAAUUUUGGGAAUAACAGUACUGGCCUACCUUACAGGGAUGUUGUAAGGAUUUCAAGGUAAUGUAAAGCGCUUUGAACGCUUCGGAAAAGUGCUCUAUAAAUACUAAGUAUUAUCAUUAGUGUUAUUCAGUGUAAGCAACGGUUCUAUUUUUCAUUGUCCUUUCCUUUUCUAAAGUUCAGAACAAUUGCACAAAUAUCCUACAAGCUCGUUGUUUUCUGGCUUUGUUGUCCUGUAAAUGACACGUGUUCAUAGCUGUGGGAGGAUAUAAACACCAGCAGAGGCACAGCAGACCUUGAAGCCUCUUUAGUCCCCUUGGAAUUCUCUUUAAGGCAGUGGUAGGGAAUAUGUGGCUCUCUAGGUACUGUUGGGACUGCAGCUCCCAUAAGCCUCUGCCAGCAAGGGAUGAUGGGAGUUGAACAUCUGAAGAACAGAUCUUUGGCAAGCAGUGAAAGUGUUAAGCACAUACACAUGCACACCUCUUCCUGUUUCUCUUAACCCUUCUGGAUGCAGCAGCUUUUCCUGCUUUAAAAAAGUACGCCAUGUUACACAAGUUGCUUCAGUUGUAGAUGACUCGUUUAUUUAUCAUCAGUCCUUGCUUGUUUGCACAAAGUCGGCAGGGUAUACACCGACUGGCCGUUUAUUGAGCAUUCAUUCUGAUUUGCUUGUGGGGAAAGUGAUGCCACGAGUCACAUCAAGCAAUUGCCAUUCCACACACUUUGUGCAUUUUUGAGUCACUUUCCUUUACAGCAAAAAAAAAGUGUUGUUUUGUUAGUAGGUGUGUUGCACAAGAUUGCCAAACCCGCUUUAAUCACAUAACCAGAAUUUCCUGGCAUGUGAUUUAAUCCCACCUGCAAAAGAGCAACAUCUGGAAGCACCUGCAAGCCUGCCUACGCUGUCUGAUUUGGCCCUGCAAGAAAAUAGGGAGUUUCUUGGCAGUAUCCGGGCACAUAGAACAAAGUUUGAAGUGUGUCUGGCAAAAUUCACCUGGCUGCACGAUGAGACUCUGAUUUGCCCAUACCUCCACAGCCCAGAUUUCUGAUUUGAUCACAAAAGAUAAUGUGAUCUUACUAUGGGCCAGCUUCUACUGUUGACUAGCUUAUUCAAAGAGUUGCAGGCCCAGGUGUCCGUCAUGGCACCAGCCAUAACCUGAAUCCACCUGUUCUACGUAUUAAUGGAAAAAGCGAGGCUGCUGAGAAAUGCCAAAAAGGUUGAAUUAUCUGAAUUGAUCCCAGGGGCACGGAAUUGCUCUAGGACAGGCACCCCCAAACUGCGGCCCUCCAGAUGUUUUGGCCUACAACUCCCAUGAUCCCUAGCUAGCAGGACCAGUGGUCAGGGAAGAUGGGAAUUGUAGUCCAAAACAUCUGGAGGGCCGAAGUUUGGGGGUGCCUGCUCUAGGCAAGGAACGGGCAUCUGCUUGGUUGUCAUAGAGCAGGCAUGUUGCACCUACAAGUGUGGUUUGACGAAAAAGUCCCGUUCUCCCUCACCAGUGGAUAUUGGUGGCUGGAAGCUGACAUCCAACCCCAUCUGGAGGGCCACAAGUUCCACAUCCUGGAAGAGCAUGGGAGUAAGGCUUUCCUGAUUUCAGCUGCCAUUUGCAGAGCUGUGAUGAUGGCGCUGCUUCUGCUAAGGCAGGAGGGAAAUGUACAGUCAAAGGUCUGUGUUGGUUUCCCAAGCCUGUGUGCACGCAGGUAAUUCAAUUUUAACGGCUUGAACACACAGCUGUCGGGAGUUCAGGAGUUCACAUUUCAGCUGUUGAGAGCUGAAGUGUUGAGAUUCUCUUGUGGAGACGAGCCAGGAACCUCUGCCACCCAAGGCCAGGAGAAACAGUCCUUUAGUGUUUUGUAAAUCCUUUUUGGCAUGUGCCACGUUCCCAUCGAGGCAGAGGUAUCACGGAUCAGCUAUGCUUGAAUGGGACACAUGCCUAGCAGUCUGCCACUACAAGCUAUGCAUAUUUGGGUAAGGUAUUUCGGAUGUAGGGCAGAAUGAAUGCUGCUGUGAAUUGUGGCAGUGCUGGCUUUCACAGCAAUGCAAGUUUGACGCUGAAUGCUCCUACCUCUGCCUCUUGCACAGUGUGCUGCUGAGGCAUUUUUGCAACAAAGGCUGACUCUCCAGUGUGAUUCUCCUGAAGGAUAAAGGUGUUUUCUCUUCCAACCUUGACUCCCAGAUGCUAUGCUGCAACUUGGCAGUGUAGGGUAAACCACCUCACCAAUAUCUUAAAAAGUAUUGAUGUCCUCAAAUGUCUGCAGCGCUUCAGCAAAGUUUUGGGUUGCUAAAUAUUAAAAUGCAGGCAGUGUUUUGUUUUGUUUUGUUUUGUAAAAAGAUCUGAAUCUUAUAGCUGAGAUUGCUUUGCCUUCCAGCCUGGUGAUCCACAGGUCCCUUUGCCUCUCCCUUUCUUUGCUUGCUUAGGAUGCAGCAAUUAUGUCCUGCAGAAAAACAUGUGAACAACGGGGACAAUUGAGAAACCGUGGCCCUCCAGAGGUUGCUGGACUCCAUCAGCCCCAGACAGCAUGGCCAGUAACCAGGUGUGAUGAGAGUUGGGAGUCCAACAUCUGGAAGGCUGCAGGUUCCCUAACUCUGUCUUAAAAGUACAGGCACACUAGCUUGACAUAUGGCAACCUUCUGCAAGAUGCUGAGGUGGGUCCUUUGCCAAGCUACAAGCCUAGGAGAAGCUAGCCCAUGUGACCAACUUCUAGUGAGGACGACGACAGAACUCUCCUAAGCUGACUGAUUCUCCUGAGGACUUUUGGGGGGCCUCUGUCUGGUGCUCCCCGGCCAAACAGGAAAGCUGCCAUCUGGGCAUUCCCCGAUUUGUCUGCCUUGGCCUUGUGGCUUAAUCAGCUUGGUUUUUGCUGGGGGAGAACUGUAGGUUACGACUUCUGAGGUUCCGCAAUUGCAAUGAGGGCAGAUUAACAGCAUCCUCUUCUGCUAGUUCAGUGGCAAGCAGCUGCUGAGCUUUCUGACCCCAUUCUGACUGAAAAGCUCCCGGGUUUGUGAAAUUACAACCUGGUAACAUCUGCUGCCUUGCCGGGGUGGUGGGUGGGGAGGGGCUUGCCUGGAUGGUGGUGCUGAGAAAGGGCUCAGGGCACUUAGCAAUAUUUCAUAGAAUUGUAGAGUCCCCUUCCUGGCUUAUGUUUGAAGUGGAGAAGGUUUCCUCCAGAUCAUUCAGUGCCAGGGAAAUGAAUGUCCUCCCCCCUCUCCCCCAAAUAUUUCCAUGUUUGUUCACAGAAAUACUUCCAUAAUCCUCUUAUUCUAGUUUAAUCACUACAUAGUCUGUGGUAGCAAUUGCAGAGAUUAGAACUGUCACUCUGCUGUUUACUCGUUCUUUCAAAGGAAGGCUGCAUUUGUGAGAGGAGCCAGCCAAAUACAGGACUUGCCUAUGUAUCACUUACAUAGGGAUGAGCGGAGAACCUGUGGCUGUCCUGGUGUUUGUUGGACUUGAGCUUCCACCAGCCCCAGCUAGGGUGGCCAAUGGUCCAUCAACAUUCUGGCUACUCCUCGGUUAAAUCUUCUGUUGCCUUUCAGCAUGGUUACAACUCCAGAUGUUGCCCAGCAUUUGUCAUGCUUAAGGGGUCUAGAAGCUCCAUUGUGUCUCUUGCUUCCCACAACGAUUUACUGUCUAAUAUAGCGGAGCCUGACAGUUGAGAGAAGAAGAAGCUGCCCCUGGACUUCAGAAGAGGAGGAGGAGGAGGAGGAGGAGGAAGAAGAAGAAUCUCUGUUGCUUGUUUUAUCAGGAUGCUUGUGAACCAGCCAAGUCCCUCCAUGCAAGUUCCUGUUCUGUGCCACUUUGUGUGUUGGCUACUGGGCAUUUCCAGGGGGAAUAGAUUGCACUCUCUUGCUGCAGGGCAGGCAUAGGCAACCUUGGCUCUCCAGAUGUUCUGGAACUACAACUCCCAUAAUCCCUAGCUAACAGGGCCAGUGGUCAGGGAUCAUGGGAGUUGUAGUUCCAAAACAUCUGGAGAGCCAAGGUUGCCUAUGCCUGCUGUAGGGUGUAAUACUGUUUCAAAUAAAAACCUCAACAUUUUUCUUAAAACGCUAGAGCCACACAAGCAGCUGUUUUUUCACUGUGCUGCAACACUUAUUCUGUACAAGCUAAGGUUAAUAAAACUGGCUGCUACCAUCUCAUGUGUGAAUGAUACACAUCCUAAUCUCCUGCAGUCCCUUCUUGCCUUGAAGACCUUGCGGCAAUUCAACAGGAUUCUGCAAAGCAAGGGAUUUGGUAGGGGAAAAACCCCCUCUCCGAUUGUUACUAAAUAUCAGGGACCAUGGUUGAUUUCUCAUUUUCCUUUCCCGUGUUUUUGGUCUCGGGGAGUGUAGUGUUAAAAUGUUGAUAGCGCACAAUGCUAACACUGAGUUGUAUCCAAGGUUUUUCAAACUCGAGAAUACCAAUUACAAUUAAUAAAAGGUAAAGGUACCCCUGACCGUUAGGUCCAGUCACGGAUGACUCUGGGAUUGUGAUGCUCAUUUCGCCCUAUAGGCCAAGGGAGCCAGCGUUUGUCCACAGACAGCUUCCAGGUCAUGUGGCUAGCAUGACUAAACCGCUUCUGACGAACCAGAGCAGUGCACGGAAAUGCCGUUUACCUUCCCGCCAGAGCGGUACCUAUUUAUCUACUUGCACUUUGACGUGCUUUCAAACUGCUAGGUGGGCAGGAGCAGGGACCGAGCAACGGGAGUCCCCCCCCCCCCGGUCGCAGGAAUUCAAACGGCAGACCUGAUCGGCAAGCCCUAGGCUCAGUAGUUUAGACCACAGCGCCACCUGCGUCCCUAUUACAAUUAAUGGGCAUGGCUAAUUUAGGUCCAUCCAGUUCCAUGGGUCUGAGUAGAACUUAGCUGGAUACAACCAAUUGCUAUUUUUCAGGCCUCAGCUCUCUCCCCAGGGUCUCUACAGCACCUUUAAAAUCUCACUUUGAAAGCUCCCAUGUGCAAAACACUCCCUGGAAAUGGAAAGGCAGUCAGCUUAAAAUGCCUCUUACCGCUUACCCUUAAGAGGAACCCCCCCCACUUUCACUGCAUCUGCAUUCUGGGGUGCUAAAAUCUCAGAAGCAUUGGGAGACUUGCCUCCCCCACGGCCAAAUGCUGCAGCAAAAAAAACACAGCACAAAAGCAAGCUGUGUGCACCCUUUUUAAAACCAGAAAAGAAACCUAAAUGAAGGAAAGUGGAAAUGAGAGUAAAUGUAUCAGGUAGCAGAUGCAGGGAAAGACGGGGGCCUGAAACUCUAGGCAGCUGAGGCCAGUCAGAGUACUACUGAGCUAGACAGACAAUUUUCUUGGCCUACUAUAAGGCUGGCUCCUAUGUGCCUAAUGCAGAUAAAAAGGAAAACAGAACUAAUCUGGGCAUGGGGAUGUAUGUCAUAAAGACAGCUGCUUUUCUGGCAGCUAUUUUGCUUGCAGAAUGUCCCACACCCAGCUUCAGUCCCUUAGCAUCUCUGCUGAAAAGCUGGGGUAGGGGGAGAGAAGAGGUGGUGUUUAAUGCUUCCUCUACUAUGCUGUUUUUCUGAUUUAAGUACGCUGCCCAGCUGCCACUGAUUCCUUGGCGCGAAAGCUAGAUGUACUAGCUGGCUCCAUCAAUUGCGUAUUCUUCCGCUUAUGUGACAUUUAAAUGCGAGAACAGCAGACAGGCCAGGAAGGAUUUUAAGAAACAAGAAGUGUGCUCUAUCAUAUAAUGUUUUAGGUACUGCUAAGACUCAUCUCUUUCCCUGCCCCAUUUCUCCCUCUCUCUAUGUCUUAUGCCUCAUUUCACCACACACCAAUUAUGCUGCCGUGUGCAAGCAAAUUUAGAUUUUGCACCGUUAGAAUAAACUGCAGAGGGUAGAUUUCAGGGUCAAAAUGUAUACCUGCCAAUUAUUACUACAAACUUUCUCAUAAUUACAAAUAUAACACUAAAUCUGUUGCAGCCCUUGCAAUGUGGGGAAUCUCUGGCCCUACAGUUCAAAAGCUGGAGGGCCACAGGUCUCCCUUGCCCUACAACAGGGGUCAGCAAACUUUUUCAGCAGGGGGCCGGUCCACUGUCCCUCAGACCUUGUGGGGGGCCGGACUAUAUUUUGGGGAAAAAUAUGAACGAAUUCCUAUGCCCCACAAAUAACCCAGAGAUGCAUUUUAAAUAAAAAGACACAUUCUACUCAUGUAAAAACACCAGGCAGGCCCCACAAAUAACCCAGAGAUGCAUUUUAAAUAAAAGUACACACUCUACUCAUGUAAAAACAUUCUGAUUCCUGGACUGUCCACGGGCCGGAUUUAGAAGGUGAUUGGGCCUCAUCCGGCCCCUGGGCCUUAGUUUGGGGAACCCUGCCCUACAACAUUUCAAAGUAACAAAUGUGGGGGCAUCAUCAUUAUUUAAAAUAACAAACCAUUAAAGCUCCACCUGAACAAUAAUAAAGUGGAAGCAAACGAGUGCAGCAGAAAAUCUCCAGCAUCAGUGAAUAAAAUUGCUUAUUCAUUUUGAAAGGUCUGGGCUAAUAAAAAGGCUCACCAUCCAGCCUGAAUGUUUGCCACUCCAGCACCACUAUGAGCCUGCCUGUUGGUCUAUCCAGAGAUUCCUCUACCUAUUCCACAGCACAUUGAGUGCUGGUUCUUCUUGCUGCUGUGACCAUGUCAGGAUACUUCCAAAGGAAAGCACUGAGAGCACAGCAAACUGUUUAUUUUCCUUAGAGGUGUUCAGCAGUAAAUGCUUAAAUGGAAGUGUCCUAUUACUCUUAUGUACACAAGAGGACAGUAAAAUCCUCCACGUGCAUGCAAAAGGGGGGGGGAAUACCCUGAAGGGGGAACAUCACAGCCAGCCUAGAUGCUUUUUCUUUGUUGUUUCCAUUCUACUGUCCAGUUUACCUAAAGAAUUAGCAGUGCUGGAAAGUAGAGAGAGGUAGCUUGCUAGGGUGACAACUGGAGAACAUGUCCCAUUGGAGCUGCCCCUGGUUUUCUCCUGAAGGAGCUGUGCUUCUGCACUGCCAAUGAGACACAAAUUGCAACCUCACCCAGCUUAUUCAGCAGCGACUAUCUUUGCAGUAACUACAAACAAUAAAAACACAUGCCUGUGGAGGGGGUGGGAAUUAGGUGAGCUGCUUCAAUGAAAUAAGCAAGAUCUAGAAAAUGUUACCCAUUGAUUCUACCGUCCCCCCACUGACUGGAUCCUGCCCUCUGUCUCCUGCAAGUGAUGCUUCCCAGUUCAUUAUUAGUGCCUUCUUUAGCAUGGAAGCUGUGUCAUCCUAUCCCACGCCUGCCACCAACCCAGCUUCUCCAUAGAUCUUCUGUAGUGGUGAGAAAUUGUCCAAAUAGCACAGGGAAAUAUAAGUUUGGUUUGUAUCUUUUUCACGCAGCCUGCAAAAGUGCUUUAGCCUCUUUGUGGCUUUUCCAGCUCUAGCUGCUUUAUCUACCCUGUCCAAUCAAAACAGGGUUAUGCACAGAUCAGAGGCAGAUGCUGCGUUAUACCAAGUCAGACUGUUUCUCCAGGUAUUGCCCACUGUGAUGAGAUCUGGCUUUGUCCCAUCUCCUGUCACCCUGAUCCUUUCAACUGGAGACUCACUUUCUGCAUGCAGUGUGUGUCCUCGACCAAAGAAUUGUGGUCCUUCUCCAUAUCCUACGAAGCAGGAAAGGGCCUCGACGUAUUUGGACCAGCACAUGCAGAAAACAUCCAUAUGUAAAUAAGCAAUUGUGAAGAUAUCUAAAUGAGACUUGAUAGACACUCUCAAAAGGCAAGCAAUAAUGUUUUUGUACAUCUAUGAACUUCGCCUGAGAUUGUCAGCAAUCGCCUGUAUCAUAGGUGCACAGGAUCUACAGAUAACAACAGCUGUAGCCAACUCCUCUAUGAUCUUCUGUACUAUUUGGUUAGAUGGCACAACUAUCCACUUUUACCAUCUCAAAAAGGUUGCUGUGACCAAGUCAGGGCAACAGGUUAGUGGAGCAGACCUCUGGCUUAAUCAAUAACCUUCAGAUUAAGAGAUGGUGUUGUGUGGGUGCUUCAACUCCCUGCUCACUCAUGCAGCUCACUGGGCCUGUCCCUACCUGAUCUACUUCACAGGGUUAUUGUGAGAAAAAGUGGGGCGGCGGCGGGAGAACCAGGCAUACAGCCUUGAAUUUUGCACUAUGAGCAACAUAAAAACCCACAUAAGUAUCUAAUUAAAACACAGCCCUUCCUCUCAACAGAGGGACCACAAUGCUUAGGGUCCUGCCCAUCCUUUUUUCUCUCCCCAGCUGUUACAUCAAUAUUCCAUUAGAGAUGGCCCUGGCUGCACCCAGAAAGGAGCAGGCCUUUGGCCUUCGCUCCAGUAGCUGUCCAGCAGGUUUUUCUGGCACUGCGAGUAUGCUAUAGAUUUUUAAGGCUAUCAAAAACACAAUGCAUGGAUUACAGUGUUUACAGACUGGGCUUUAACAAUCCAUUCAUGAAAAGUGGAAUAGGCUAAGGGUUAAGAAAAGUGGUUGCACAGUUUCCUGGGUGAAAUUUUUCCGUGAUCGACAUGACACUCUGAAAGAUAAGCCUGCUGGUAUGCCCAACCCCCAGUCCCACUCCAGAGGAAGAAAGGUGUGUAGAUCAGAGGUCAGCAGGAAGCCUCCAGAGGUUUUGUCAAGGUAUCGGCUGGAACCUAAGUGGGAUUUUGACUCUCCCAAACAGCAAAGUUGUUUCACUUAUGUGGGUAGAAAGCCUUAGCAUUUCCUCUAUUCCCCUGUGCAAUAAGGCUUUCUUUAGUUUCCUGAAAAGCUGCUCUGCAAGAUUUUUUUUAAAAAAACAUGGGAAAACAACUCAUUCCACACUUCAUACACACUGAAGCUGUCUCUUCUAUAUUUAGGACACAUGCCACAUAUAACGGUUGCUAUGAGAUACCAACUACAGACAAUUUGGGAUUUUCAAAUUAAGGGUUCUAUGAAAAGACGUUUCCCCCAUUAUGUCACUCUUUAGAGAGGAGGCAUGUAAGUUUUUCGAACACCUACCAAAUUGGGUGCAACCCAAUGUACUAGUCAGCUACGUUUAUCCUUUAUCAAAACAGGGCUGGCUGUAGCACAUGGCCAGAUUAGAUGGACACCUUGAGCGGCAGAAUACGGCUUCCUUUUUGAAUUUGGGGAUUAUUGCUCAUACCUUCCAUUUCUAUAUACAGCUGCAUGUCUAAAACAUGUGAGAGGUGCUUUCACACCUUCCCUUUCCAGCAUCCUCUUCAAGCAUUUCCACAAUCUCCCUGAGCAACUGUUUCCAUUGUUGAUCUGUUUAAACGGUUAAGUUCUGAACACUGGAGGCUCCCACUGGCAAGGCAUCAUAUGGCAAGCAGUGAGCAAUCUUAACUGGAUGCACUGCUGCUUCCCUCUUUCCCCACCCACACAGCACACCAUCAGUUGAUGCUUAUCUGACAAACACUAUAUAAGCAGCUCCAAUCUUACAAAAAAAAGUGUUUGUCUUUCUCUUUCUACUUGUUGACGCCCUUGUUAUUUUGAAAUUGUUUGCGUUUCUCCAUAUAUAAAGAGAAGUAGUUUCACCUGAAGGCUACUGUACUAAACCUCUCUAGGCAUAUUUACCUUGGAGAGAGUUUUAUCGAAUAAGGUGAGAACUACUUCUGAGCGAAUGUGCAUAGGACUGCAUUGCAAGUUCCCUAGUCUUUUGUAGUAUCAAGGGAGAGAUGGGAGAAAAUGAAUCUUCCCCAAUGCUCAGUAUCAUGUCAUGCAGCGUCAAGCAUUUCAAAAUAAACAGCUCAAAGUCACCUAAACCUUUCUUCGCUAUUUCUUGUGAAAGUUUUAUCCCACCACCAUCACCUGUAUUUACCCUCCAAGAUGCUAACUCCUGACACCCCUUCUUCAAUCCCAAAUAAUUCCAUUAGCAGCAACUGGAAUCAAACAGA
This is a messenger RNA of Zootoca vivipara (common lizard), 16331 nucleotides long. The record is from RefSeq and is a predicted model, not a curated record. Lineage: Eukaryota; Metazoa; Chordata; Lepidosauria; Squamata; Lacertidae.